AUGAUCUUCCUGCCCUCGCCAAGUUCUCCCCGACGAUCCAGCUCUCGUCAAGCCCCGCUCUCGGGUCGGAUCGACCCUAAGAUCCAGGCCGACGCUGAGAGGCGGAACCGCCUGCUCGAGAAAGAGGAGAAACGCUACCGGAUCCUCCACAAGAACUGGGGCCGCUCUGAUCAAACUCCUCCGGCCUCUGUCCCGACCCCGUUACCGACUCCGUCUCCGUCGUUUCAGUCCAAGUCUCCGUCUGCCAAGAAGUCUGUCCGUUUUCAGCUCACGACCGCCCCUGCUACCGACUUCGUCUCCGUCGCCUCGAUCCAAGCCUCCGAAGAUCAAGCCCUGAUUAACGCCCUGGUCUGCCAAGUAGAGUCUCACGAGAGAUUCGAACAGUGGAACGAACUCGAACCGUUGAUGCCCCGGGAUCCAGUCCAGCUCGAGCCAAGCUCCGGCCUUGACCAGACCGUCCCUAGACCCCCAUCGUACCGCACGCCCGUUAAGUAUCUGCCUCUAGAGAAAGAGACUGUCGAUCACCUCCGGGAGAUAGACUUCAUCGAGCCCGAUCCGAGUCCGCACGCCGCUUCUGUCCUCUUCGCUCCGAAACCGAACACGACCGCCCGCCGCUUCUGCAUCGACUACCGUUGGAUGAACGAUCAUCUUAAAAGUCGCAUCACGCCCGCUCCGUCCUCGAAGAUCGAUGUGAUCCAGGCCUUCCACCGUCUCCGCAUGGACCCUGACUCCGAGUAUUUGACCGCCUUUCGCACCCGUUUCGGAACUUUCCGCUGGAAAGUCCUCCCGUUCGGUCUGAAGGUAGGUCCCGCCUGGUUCCAGCAGUUUAUCAACGCGCAGCUUCACGAUCUCCUCGACCGAUUUAACGUGACCAAGGUUGACUACCUCGGCGUUCUGCUUGAAGCCGGUGUGGGCCUUAGUGUCGACCCUCGGAAAGUUCGAUCGAUACAAGACUGGAAGUUUGAGGACCUCCGAGACCGCACCGCGAUCCGAUCAUUCGUUGGCCUAUGCAACUUCAUCCGUGUUUUCUGCUACCACGCCUCUGGAGUGGCAGAACCCUUGAACCGGUUGCUUAAGAAGGAUGUUGCCUUUGUGAUGGGCCCGGAGCAACGCGAAGCAUUUGAUCAACUCAAGCGCCUGGCUAUCGAAGCCCCGGUCCUCGCCUUCUUUAGACCAGAACUGCCGACCCGACUGGAGACCGAUGCCUCCCGGAAUGCCACAGCUGGUGUUCUAUGGCAGGAACAGCCUGAUCAGACCUGGAAGCCCGUUGGAUUCUUCUCUAAGACCAUGACCCCGGCCGAGCGAGCCUACCCAAUCCAAGAUCGAGAGCUCCUCGCCGUCGUACAGAGUCUAGAGCACUUCUACCCAGAGCUCUUAGGCCAGAAGUUCGAUGUGAUCACCGAUCACGAAGCCUUAGUCCAUUUCUCUACGCGCCUGCUCUCGGUACGACAGAUCAGAUGGUCCGACUUUCUCGCCCAGUUCGACAUCCGUUUCCUCUACCGCCCCGGUCGACUGAACGUAGUCGCCGAUGCCCUCUCCAGGAAGACAGCGGAGCUCCCUACCGUAAAGGCCCGGGAAGCCGAGGAACGCACGGUGACCCUGAUCCCUCCGGAAAGGCUAGGCUUCGCGACCGACUCUCUAGACCCUACGGCCGCCGGCAACCUGCCCUCAGAACUUUAG
Hirsutella rhossiliensis is the source of this 1680-nucleotide messenger RNA. Its product is annotated as reverse transcriptase (RNA-dependent DNA polymerase) domain-containing protein. The record is from RefSeq and is a predicted model, not a curated record. Bases 1 to 1680 code for a protein of 559 amino acids. Lineage: Eukaryota; Fungi; Ascomycota; Sordariomycetes; Hypocreales; Ophiocordycipitaceae. The transcript is spliced from 4 exons.